AGUGCUUUUUGAGCGCACUCGAAGGUGCAGGGUUAUUUCGUUUUUUCGAGGUUGUGCGCGGAAACGAAGUGCGUCUAUACACAUCGCACAAAUUUAUAAAAACACAUGAGUGUUUCGCAUAGCGCUAUUGUCAGGAGGAAGCCGAAAAAAACAGAACUACCAUCACCGCGGCGCCAUCUUGAUGUAACCUGGUCAACUUGAACGCAGCGCUCAGGAAGCGGACGGAUGGAACUCAGGAUGGCAUCUAUGGAUAAACCUUUUAUAUCCGAUUUCUACAAGGAAAAGGACAUUUUUAUAACUGGGGCGACAGGAUUUAUGGGAAAGGUGCUGCUCGAAAAGCUACUCCGGUCAUGUGGCGGUCUGCGCCGAAUAUUUGUCCUGAUGCGUGCCAAAGGAGGAGCGUCACCCCAAGCACGUCUUGAUGAAUUGCUCGAUUCAGAAAUCUUCCAAGCCCUGCGCUGUUCCGACCAGCACUUUGCGCGCGGCAAGGUUAUCGCCGUGGAAGGGGACCUGACCCUGCCGGAGCUGGGUCUCAGCGCUGAACACCGAAGGGCGUUGCUGGACAACGUCGACAUCGUCUUCCACUCAGCUGCCAUCGUCAAAUUCGACGAACCGCUCAAGAGUUCCAUUGACAUGAAUGUCCUGGGCACAAGGAGACUGCUGCAACUGUGUCAAGGCAUGAGCAAGCUAAAGGCUCUGGUGCACGUGUCGACGGCGUACUGCAACUGCGACAAGGAGGAGGUGGCAGAGGUCAUAUACCCGCCGCCUUUCGACCCGCAGAACGUCAUCGACGCCGUCAGCUGGAUGGAUGAACCACUGGUGGAGGCGAUCACGCCCAAGUUGCUGGGCAGUCGGCCCAACAUGUAUACCUUCACCAAAGCCCUCGCCGAAAGCCUGGUGGCCGACGAGAGAGGAUCCCUGCCUGUGGCCAUUGUCAGGCCCUCCAUCGUCACAGCCGCAUGGCAGGAGCCCAUACCGGGGUGGAUUGACAACAUCAAUGGACCCACGGGCCUUCUUGUUGCAUCUGGCAAAGGACUCCUUCGAUCAAUGGUGGCGGACACGGACAAGGCAGCCGACUUCGUACCCGUAGACGUGGUCAUCAACACCAUGAUCAUGGUCGCUUGGCACACCGCAAUGCACAGGCCGGACAAGGUCGCCGUGUACCACGUGGCUUCGGGAACUCUGCGCAAGCUGACGUGGGGCGACAUCGAGACAAUCGCAUAUCCACUACUGCUGUGGCACCCGAUGCCGAAUGCGGUGCGGCAUCCGGGCGGCAGCUUCAAGAAAAGCCGAUUUUUCAACGCUCUUUCUAUGUUCUUCGAGCACCGCUGUCCCGCAUUGCUCUUCGACGCCUACCUGUGGCUCUCCGGAAGGAAGCCCAAGAUGCUACCCCUGUUCAACAAGCUGUACAAGGUGAUGGUCUCACUCGAGUACUUCACCACUCACGAGUGGCGCUUCCACAGCGGGAACCUGCUGUCGCUCCUGCAGGAAAUCUCGCCCGCCGAUCGAAAGACGUUCUGCGCGGAUCUUCGACUGCUGGAUUGGGGUAACUACUUCAAGGACUACGUCGUGGGCACUCGCAAGUUCGUACUCAAGGAGGACCCUUCCACCGUGCCAGAGGGUCGAAACGCGCUGCGAAGGCUGUACAUCUACCAGCAGCUGCUGUACGCCGCGCUCAUCGCGCUCGCCUGGCGGCUCAUCAUGCUCAAGUCCAAGUCGGCGUGUCGCCUCUGGCACGGCCUCGUCUCCCUCUUCCUGCCCCUGCUGAGCCUCGUGUCGUCCGCCUUCGGGCUGCCGUACCCGGAGGACGCGCCGCCGCACUCCGCGCCUUCUCCCACUGGCGGCAGGCCGUAGAAACCGAGCCUCGGUCACCUCAGCCGUGGAGUGUACUCUGCACAACCGAUAUGAACGCGCCUCUCCCUAAGUUCGCGCUUUGGUUUGUGGGAGCCCAAAACCAGGGGAUGGCACCAAGGCAGACGCAGCGCUAUCGUUGUGGACAGAGGAAGACGGAGGGAAUGCUUUAGUCAGGGUUGAGGACAUGGAGGAAGAAAAGAACCUAGAGGGAAGAGUCGCGUGACAGUUUAUAAGCCUAGAUAUAAAAAUAAAGGAAAAAAAAUCGGGAGAAAAAAGCCCUCUCCCCGUCGUCGGCAAACGACAGCUGCUUACAACGCCGAGCUGACGCAGACAAUGGCGGAGAACCGAUCCCGACGCGUGGGUCUCUAAAAGCUGCCAAAAACCAAACGUUGCCCUGAAACGUUGGCUAAAUUUUUGCACGGCCUAUUAUCAAAGUGUCAACUCGCCGAAGGGCCUCUACGGGAAGAAAAAUAGGGAGAAGCGGCGUCAGAGUGGGUUGGCUUGCAGAAGCUGGCUCCUGACGUCAUGCUCCAUGCUAGCUUCUCUCUCUCGCUCUCUCUCGUUCCCAUUUCAUAACGGGGGUUUCGUGGCCGCUACUUCAUUACGGGCUUCCCACGUUGAGCACCAGUAUAUACAGGGAAGUACAGCUUCCGUCGCCACUGUCAGAAAGCUCCAGCUGUGUCCAGAGCGUUCUAAUUCUUCCUCUUCUAAAUACAUUUCGCUAUUUUCUUCUAGUUUCAAAUGAUUUGUUCCUCUUUUUUUAGUCAUUAUUUCAUUACGAGGGCCCUUGAGCACGGCUCAUGGCGCUGAAUCGGCAGCAUCCCCGCAAGCUUCAUUGUGAUAGUCACACACAUUUCUAGUCAUAGAAGAAGAAGAAGAAACUUUAGUAAAGAAUAGUCCGGCAGUUCUUGAUGUGGUGGCCUCAGGUGACGGCUCGAAGUUCUUGGACUCGAGCGGCAUCUUCGGCUUGCCGGACGGCCCAGAGCUGGUCUGCCAGCUCUGAACUUCUGAUAGCCGCCUCCCAGCGGCGGCGACGCCUACGGAGAAGGUCCCCGGCGGCUCCCGCAUCCGGGGCGGCGUCGGGAAGAACGGAGCUCGAGCCUUCUACUCUGGCAACAGCCGCGAUUAUGGACGCGUCGCCAACGGAGCUGCUUUGAUUACCGUUGUUGCCGGUACACUCCCAGAGCAUGUGUCGCAGCGUUGCUCUGCGUCCGCAUGUUUUACACGCGUCUGUUGGGUACAAACGCGGAUAGCAGUGGUGUAAGAUAGCGGGGCUAGGGUAGGUGUGUGUCUGCAGCAAGCGUAACGUCACGGCCUCGUUCCUGUUCAGUUUAUCGUGUGGUGGCGGGAAUCUGCGUCUUUCGAGUCUGUAGUGUUGGGUGAGGUCUCUGAACGUGGUUAGGCGAUCGCCCCACGCCCAGUGUGUUUCUUGUUGCUGUGUUUCUGUUGUAGUGUCCCGAUCCGGCAGAUCCGAUGCUCCGCUCUCGGGGGCGGAGGCGGCCACAUAAUCAGCGGCGGCUCGGCGUGUGAGACCUCGAGCCGUGGCGUGGGCCGCCUCGUUUCCCGCUAGCGGAACAUCGGUGUGUGCCGGGGUCCAGAGGAGGAAGACCGUAGAAUUUUGGGGUUGCGAGGGCGAUGACGAGUCGCCGUCGUCAGAAAUUUGGAGUAUGCGGGCCGCUUCCCGCGAGACACGACCGCGCGCGAAGCCGCGGAUUGCCGCCUGCGAGUCGCUGAUCACGAUCGCAGCGUUCGGCACCGCGACGAGCGCUAGGGCUAUCGCGGCUUCUUCGGCCGCUUCCGUGUGUCCCGUGGUCACCGUGGCGCUCGCGAGGCACCUACCCGAGCGGUCUACAACCGCUAUCACGUGCGCGCUUCUCCCUCCUCCAUAUCGCGCCGCGUCUACGUACAUAACGCAUUUUUAUAUUUGGUGCCAGGAGCCGCUGUAUCGUGAAUGCUAGAAUGUUAAGAGGACCCUUUUCUACCUGUGGCGUGAAUUGGCAUUAAGGUGACGCUCUAUAUGCUGUGCAACGACCGAUAUCUGUGUGUCUUUACUUCUCGAAACCCCGCCCUAAACACUGCGACUUAGCGAAACGUUGUCAUUACUUACCUAUUUGCACCCAAAUAUAUCGAUGUAUCGUGCCUCUGUUCAGGUGAAAUAAUUUGUAUAUGUUCGACUUCAAAGCAAAGCCCUCAGCACUUGUUUGUAACGGACUGUACAUGCUGCAUUUUUUUUUUUGAAGCGUCCCUUGCGUGUUCGGGCAAUGUUUAUGUCGUGUACGGCUCUACUUUCCGUGGUCAGACACAACUUAUGUGUACGCAAACAGGGAGCAAUUGUUUGUUUUUCCGAGUGUCCUAGGUUCAGAUGUUCAAAAUACGAACGUCGACAGGGGUCCCAGAGUUGUUACCGGAUAGAGACAGGUGCCAUCAGCCAGGAGCCAGCUACUCUUUGCUGCAGUCCAUCUUUCACAGUUACAACACGCCCCGUUCUGUCACCUUUCGCCUACCUGGAACUUUAUGCAAAAAACAAAGCUAUCUACCGAUUGCUCUUAUUAGUGCAACAAAAUAAAUAACGCGAUGCAUGGCCAGAAAGGCAGAACAAAAUUCGAAUACAUUUAUUUAAGUGGAACGGAUUUAUAAAAUUUAUUAAGACACUGAACAAAAGUCGGGCUUAUCUGCAAUGCUUUUAAAGGCACAGAGUUACAAAGAUAUUUCAUAAAUUAGCUCAAAAUAGACGUUUCCUGCUGAGAAAACAGAGUGCGAGCUGCGAGUGCAUCGAUCAAAAUCCAACCAAUGUGGCCUCGACUGCUCUAAAUGUUGGCUUUAAAGCUUUCUUUCUUUCUUUCCUUUUUUUUUCGUAUAACACGCCUCACGUACGCAGUGAAGCCCAAUCGCAGUGAAGCCUAACCCUCCAGUGAAAUGAUUAACGCAAAGUUCAGGAGCGAAUAAAGAAAUCGGCAUUCACAUGACCAUUGACAAUACGAUGAACGUACAGUAUACUCGAAGUACUAUUAACGACGUUUCACUUGAUUUGGGUGUAAAUGACAUGCCGCUCGCCACAGUGGGGAAGAAAGGACGCAGUACUGAGUAGUCUUUAUUUAUAUUUAUUGACCCUUGUCUGCGUUAUGGAAGACGCGUUGAAAACUACACAUACAGAACUUCAUAUCGGGUAAUGCAAUGGUUGUGAGCAUCCGUUGGUGUUCGCCAUGAAUAACAGUGUUCGAACCAAGAAUGUCGCUGGAGCCACUUGUUCCUUCCUUGUUACUUGUUCGGUCACUGUUGUUAACUUCAAGCGCCCAUCUUCCUGUGAUUCUGUACUGUUCGUGUUGUUAGGGUUUGUUCCUAUUCUAUUUUUGUCCCCUCUGUACUUUUUUACUGAUUGUUACAUUAAAUGUACGGGGCCACAUCGUCGAACAAAUAAAAAAACAGAUUGCGACAAUCCUAACAGUGCAAGAUGAGACACGCAUGUAUCGAGUACAAUGCACCUUACAAUAGUUAUCGGCAGUAUCAUGUUCCAACUCGUUCUUGCAGUGUCGAUGUCUGUGCAUCAAUAAAAUCCGUGCUUUCUUUAGACUUUGUAAUUGACAACUGGCGUUAUCCUUUGAAUGCGAUAUUCUCGUUUCAAUAUUAUGAAAGGCAGCGCACACAGUAAUAGCGUCAGCAAUGGUAAUCAGGGAAGCUCUUUUAUUGUUAUUUUUUGCGCAUAGUUGUUUUCUUUGAGUAAGUUGGGAGAGUCGCACAAAAGUAUCACCGGUCACAAAAGAAAAGAAAAGAAAGCUUCCGGACACUUCCGCUUUCCGAGACACUUUAGAUGCAGACUUCUAGAACGGAAACCCGUGAACAAGAAAACUUACAUCAUGGAAAAUUGGCAUGCAUUAGUCUAAAAGUCAAGCGCCAACCGACAGACACUGCUAAAGCACAGACAAAUAGCAUAGAAGCAUCUUUUCAAACCUAACCUUCCAUCUUUUCGUGAUCAAAAGAAAUUGAUUUCCUGGAAGGACACAGACGGAAUUAUGUUCUUCUCUUCUCAUCUUGACUCUCUCUCUGUGGCGUGCCUGUGUGUUGUUUCGCGGUGUAAGUUGUGUUGUGAAAUUGUAUGCAAUAUUUUAUUUUAGAAUGUGGGCGUUUCUUUUUUUU
Messenger RNA from Dermacentor albipictus, 5988 nucleotides. RefSeq names its product fatty acyl-CoA reductase 1-like. The record is from RefSeq and is a predicted model, not a curated record. Gene Ontology annotation, biological process: long-chain fatty-acyl-CoA metabolic process. Gene Ontology annotation, cellular component: peroxisome. Lineage: Eukaryota; Metazoa; Arthropoda; Arachnida; Ixodida; Ixodidae. Gene Ontology annotation, molecular function: alcohol-forming very long-chain fatty acyl-CoA reductase (NADP+) activity.